CUCAUCAAGCUUCACUGCUCCUUACACCUUUCCAACUUCAAACCUCACAUCACCACCACCACACAUUCACAAUGACUCGCGGAAACGCUGCUCAGGUCAAGGUCCACUUCAAGGGCAAGGAGGAUGACUUCGUCAUCUUCGUCGACAGCAUUCAGGCCGUCAAGGACUGGAAGAACGACAAGUCGGUCCCUCUGGCUCAGGUCGUCAGCGGCUGGAAGGUCUUCUGCACCCACAAGCAAGGCACCCAGGGCAUCCUUGACGGCGCGUCCAACAGCGCGCUCGAGAACGAGUUCGGCACGCACAACGAGGAGGAGGUUGUGAAGAAGAUCCUCGAGCAGGGCGACGUCCAGUCGACCGAGGAGUCUGGCCGCCAGGGCGACAGGAACAUCACCUCGGGCCCCUCGAUUGCCCAGGGCUACUAAGCCGCUUCUCACUUACUUCCCCACAACCGACCUUGCGAAUAUACCCUGGGGGAUCAUCAGCAACUAGGUGUUGGGCAGCAUUUCAGUCACGGCCGGCCUUGGAAGACAGGCUUGGCUGCUCGCGCGCCUAAACUGUUUCUUUGGCGUCGCGAUGAAGGACUUAUUUAUGAAAUAGUAAAACCUAGUUAGUACCUCGCUCUCAUGCAGAGACGAGAUGAAUGAAAUGAGUCCAUGACAACAUCC
Aplosporella prunicola CBS 121167 is the source of this 665-nucleotide messenger RNA. RefSeq lists its product as uncharacterized. The transcript has 3 exons. The coding region runs from base 72 to 422 and encodes 116 amino acids. The record is from RefSeq and is a predicted model, not a curated record. Lineage: Eukaryota; Fungi; Ascomycota; Dothideomycetes; Botryosphaeriales; Aplosporellaceae.